CGGGAGAAAAUUAUUAAACAAGCGAAAGAAGGAAAAAAGUAGUCUGCUUCACCCAUUUUAUCACAGCUUAGAGAUCGAAAACAAUGGCGGAAGAGGGACAAGUUAUCGCCUGCCACGCUGUUGAUUCAUGGAACCAGCAGCUCGAGUCGGCUAACAAAUCCGAUAAACUGGUGGUGGUGGAUUUCACAGCUUCAUGGUGCGGACCAUGCCGUUUUAUAGCACCAAUCCUGGCGGAUCUUGCAAAGAAGCUGCCCAACGUGUUAUUCUUGAAGGUGGAUGUUGAUGAAUUGAAGAGUGUGGCUCAGGAUUGGGCUAUUGAGAAAAUGCCGACUUUUAUCUUCCUGAAAGAAGGCAGCAUAAUUGACAAGCUUUUUGGUGCAAGGAAAGAUGAAUUGCAGCAGAAGAUUGCCUUGCAUUCUUCUGCAUGACUCAGUGUUAAAUUGCAAUAGAAA
Hibiscus syriacus is the source of this 452-nucleotide messenger RNA. RefSeq names its product thioredoxin H1-like. The record is from RefSeq and is a predicted model, not a curated record. The transcript has 3 exons. The coding region runs from base 84 to 428 and encodes 114 amino acids. Lineage: Eukaryota; Viridiplantae; Streptophyta; Magnoliopsida; Malvales; Malvaceae.